AUGCAACAUGAGACUGUCAGGUUUAACUUCCUCCUCCUCCUCUUCAUGUUGCUCCAUCGCCUGACUUCAGUUGACCUGGAGGAGGUGGAAAGCAUGCCGUUGGAGGUCAUUGUUGACAGCUCUCCCUGCAGCGCCACCUGUGGGCUGGGCAUUAAAACUCAAACCCUUUGUUUAUUGAAAGAUGGUGAGAGAGCCACGGAAGAAGUGACAAGUAAAGAUGGAACAGAGGUGUCGGAGGUUUGCCAUGUUCGUAAGGUAAAGUGUCUGGAGUCGUGGCAGUGUGGACUCAGGACCAUGACUGUGACUUCAGGACAGAGAGUGGAGAUCGACUGUCUGGGAGAAGUAAUGGAGGCAAUGGGGAGGUUCUCCUGGAGGGUGACGUGGCGUUACGCCCGAGGAAUAAUUACCUCUGAUGACUCUCUGUUUGUCCGCUGGGAUGCUCCUCUGCUGGAUCGAGUGAUUCUGGACCCCAUCCGGGAGGAGGACGCAGGUACGUAUUGCUGUGUUGUGCAGGAUGUCACCUUACGCAGGGUGAAAAGGGCUUAUUGGGGGAUCCGGGUUUUGCCUGUCGGGUUUCUCAAUCUGGACUAUGAAAGCUCUCUGGCCCAGUGGGACUGCACUGGAAACCAGCAGAAUGAGACCGUGUCAGACCAGCAUUCCCACAAGACGCAGCUUCUUUACACAAUGCUGAUCAGUUUGAGCCUGUCAGGCAUCGUCGCUGGAUUGAUGCUGCUCGUCCUCUACUGGACAGUGAAGAGGAGCGAGCUCAGCACUGAAGAGCAGCUUGCUCAGUCUUUUUUGAACAGUGCUCUGUUUGAUCUGGGCCUCGGAGAUGAGCUGGUGAUCACAGUGGAGCGUUUAGCAGUAAAAAAGUUAUGGGUAGCUUGGGAAUACGCCUACAUUAAUAAGGUGGCUAUCUGGUCCAGUGGGACGUAG
Cyclopterus lumpus (lumpfish) is the source of this 936-nucleotide messenger RNA. It is a transcript of the gene tmem81, whose product is annotated as transmembrane protein 81. NCBI's taxonomy places the organism in Eukaryota, Metazoa, Chordata, Actinopteri, Perciformes, Cyclopteridae. The transcript is spliced from 6 exons. The record is from RefSeq and is a predicted model, not a curated record. Bases 1 to 936 code for a protein of 311 amino acids.